AUUUGCAGGAAAUGGCUCAAAUUCAUUGCCACAAUGGCAGAUUAUACAUUGCCGCGGGAGGGAAUAUUUUCGAAUUUAUUUUUGUAGUUGAUAGCACUUCUUCAAAGUUAAAACUCUGUCGAAAUAUCUUAGUUCCAUUCAAGGAUACCACAGCUCGAAGGGAGGAAGAUCAGAUUCUGGCAAGUGCACUGAGUGCGGAUGGCACAUUGUUCGCGGUUGCUACUACAUCAAAAGAAUGUUUUCUGUACAAUGUUCUAAAAGAUUGGGUAGAAGUACGUCCAGCAGUGCAACUGCCAAAAACUCCAACAGCUGUGAUUUUCGAAUGUUCCAAAAAAUUUGUAAUUUUAUCCGAUCGAGCGGGUAAUGUUCGACGAUACAGCUUGGACACGAAAAAUUCAGAGAAGAGCAGAAGCAAUGAACUCACUGAUGAUGAGGAAAGUUGUGAAGGCGAACUUUUGUUGGGUCACAUAUCAAUGGUCUUGGAUAUUGAUAUAUCAGAUGACCGGAGGUUCUUGAUAAGUGUCGACCGCGAUGAGAAAAUUCGUAUUUCACGUUAUCCCGAGUGUUACGUCAUACAUCGAUUUUGUUUGGGUCAUAGUUCAUACGUAAAUUCGGUUCAAUCAAAGGGCACGUUGCUUUUUUCAUCAAGUGGUGAUGGUACUUUAAGGGUUUGGGAUAUGGAAGAUGGAAAGCAAAUUGCGCAGUGCGAUUGUCUCGACAAAAAGGCUAUUCGUCGUUGUCAAGUGUUUCCGAACUCCUCUUCGAAGGACAUAAAGUUGGCUGUGAUUUUCGAACACUGUAAAACAGCACAAAUUGUUACCUUCAUCCGAGAAAACAAUAAUUUCAAAAUCGAGUGUCUGACUUGUUCAGACUUUAUUGUCGACAUUGCUGUAGAAGAAAAUGGAGUUUUCGCCUUUGGUAUUACAAGGUCAGCAGUUGUUUUCGGGAGAGUGGAUGAGGGCUGCCUUGGAUCAAUUAAUGAUAUCGAUGAAUGUGUUGUAAAUUGUUUGAGUUCAUUUAAAGAGACCUCAUUACCUUUGGAAAAAAAAAUCGGAUUUAAUAACGUGGAAGAUUAUAAGCAGCGCAAGACUGAUCGUAUAGGGAGGAAAAGACAAAAAUUAUCAGUAGGUAGUGGGUAGGGCUUCAUAUGUCAAACUAAUUGUUUUGUAAGUGGGGC
Messenger RNA from Loa loa (African eye worm), 1177 nucleotides. RefSeq lists its product as hypothetical. Gene Ontology annotation, biological process: RNA (guanine-N7)-methylation. Gene Ontology annotation, molecular function: protein binding; tRNA (guanine(46)-N7)-methyltransferase activity. The transcript has 6 exons. The record is from RefSeq and is a predicted model, not a curated record. The coding region runs from base 12 to 1139 and encodes 375 amino acids. Lineage: Eukaryota; Metazoa; Nematoda; Chromadorea; Rhabditida; Onchocercidae. Gene Ontology annotation, cellular component: nucleus; cytosol; tRNA methyltransferase complex.